AUGCGGAUCGUCGUCGUGUACCUUGGACCAGCCCAGUAUCUUGGACCUUGGGUGUGCUACAUGCUGAUGAUUACAAUGCUGCAUUUAUCAGUGAACUCGUUUAUUUCCAUUAUGCUGUCAAUGGUUUUUCGAUGUAUCGCUAUUCGGACCUUAAGAUUUCCUACAUCAGCAGCUUAUGUUAUGUGCGCACUGGGCUACUGCAUACCUCUGACGAUGGUGCUUGGUGUCAUCAAUAUGGAGUACGUCAGCGAUUAUGAAUCGAAUACAAACUACAUGAAUCACACCGUCGCGAACCUACAGCACUAUCGCACGGUCGUUGGAACUAGGGUUGAUCAGGUUGGUGAACCUUCUGUAAUACUUUUGGCUUCUGUGUUUCUACAGCAGAAAAAAGGAAAUCGCGGACAAAAUACCCUAACGGGUGGAUGUCGCUUUGAUUUACGUUCGAAUCAGUGUGGUACUGCAGUAGGAACUCUGAAGGAAAAAGCCCUACUUCAGUUACACAAUCAUUGGAAUAGAACUGAACGGCUGGAAAUCUAG
Molecule: messenger RNA, 537 nt
Organism: Cooperia oncophora
Lineage: Eukaryota; Metazoa; Nematoda; Chromadorea; Rhabditida; Trichostrongylidae
Source: the annotation of a GenBank genome assembly